CUUCCUGAAGUAGAGAGGGCAAACUAGAAAAAGUCAGCAACUCCUAACUUCUCAAACAGCUGCUGUAAGGCAAAACUCUACAUUAUACAUUUUGACAGAGCCUUGCCAAUUACUUGGCAAUUAACUUUCACAGAACGGACAGGAAACAGGAUUUUAAUCUGUUCUAAGGGGUUACUGCAUCAAGAAGUUAUUUGCAGGACUUACUGCCUGAAAUUUGAAUUAUACAAAAGGAUGGCUCCACCCCUCUCUCAAGCGUAUCGCCGCCGUUGGUGGAUGGCAAGCACUGCUGUCCUGGAAAAUCUUCUUUUCUCUGCUGUGCUACUUGGCUGGGGUUCAUUGCUCAUCAUGCUCAAAAAUGAAGGGUUCUAUUCCCACGUGUGCUCAGAGGACAAUACUACAAACCAGUCAAGUCACCACCACUUGAUCCACACAGCUGAUCUCACCACAAACCACACAGACUGGUUAAGCUGCGUAGAGCAGGAAGAGAUCUUAAACCUUGGCUUCACUAUUGGAUCAUUCGUACUGAGUGCCACUACUCUUCCCCUUGGAAUCCUCAUGGAUAGGUUUGGGCCAAGACCACUGCGACUUCUUGGAAGUUUCAGUUUUGCACUAUCCUGUGCAAUGAUUGCAGUCUCUUCCUAUAAUCCACCAGUUCUUUCAGUAUUGAUCUUCCUGGCACUCUCACUGAAUGGUUUUGGCGGGAUUUGUCUGACCUUUACAUCUCUCACGCUUCCAAAUAUGUUUGGAAACCUGCGAUCCACUUUCAUGGCACUGAUGAUCGGCUCUUAUGCAUCCUCCGCAGUGACCUUUCCAGGAGUCAAGUUGAUCUAUGAUGCAGGUGUGUCUUUUAAAGUCAUUAUGUUGACCUGGUCUGGGCUGGCAUGCCUUGUCUUCCUGAACUGUUUCAUCAACUGGCCAGUGGAGUCCUUCCCUUCUCCAGAAGAAGCUAAUUACACAAAAAAAAUCAAGCUCAAGGGUCUAGCCGUGGACCACAAGGUGACUGGCGAUCGUUUCUACUCACAUGUUACCACUGUAGGACAGCGACUAAGCCAAAAGCAUCUUGUUGGAGAGGAAAACAAGAAUUUCUCUUCAGCUGAGGAUGUAAGACAGACUACCCAAGAGUCGGUCCCUUUCUGUCACAGUGUUUGCUCACCCAUUUUUCUCUGGAGCCUUGUCACAAUGGGCAUGACACAGCUGCGCAUUAUCUUUUACAUGGGUGCUAUGAACAAGAUGCUGGAGUUUCUUGUGACUGAUGGUGUGGAUCCUGUACCUGAUGACUUGGCCAAAGAAAGUAACACAACUGUUGGGUUUUACGCUUCCAUAUUUGGAGUGCUGCAGUUUCUGUGUCUGAUGACCUGCCCAUUCAUUGGCUAUGUCAUGGACUGGAGAAUGAAGGAAUGUACUGAUGGACCCAUACCGCUGGAAGCUGACGGUGUUACUGAAAAGAACCCAAGGAAAUGGCGAGACCGAAAAAUUCAGAAAAUCACAAAUGCUAUUAGGGCCUUUGUCUUAACUAACUUUAUACUGAUCGGGUUUGGGAUCACCUGUUUAAUCAAGAACUUACCUUUACAGUAUUUGACCUUCAUACUCCACACGAUAGUUCGGGGCUUCUUCCAUUCUGCCUGUGGUGGUCUGUAUGCAGCUGUCUAUCCAUCCAAUCACUUUGGUACACUGACUGGUCUGCAAUCCCUAAUCAGUGCAGUCUUUGCACUCCUACAGCAACCUUUGUUUAUGGUGGUGGUGGGUCCACUGAAUGGAGACCCUUUCUGGGUGAACUUCAGCUUGUUGCUGUUUUCCCUGGCAGGCUUCCUGCUACCAGGCUACCUCUACUACAACCGUCGUAACCUCAUCAAAGAGAAUGAGGCUAAGGAGAGGCUACUCUCAGAAUCUGGCGAUGCUCAUGCCAAGAAUCUGCACCAUUCUGCCAACGGGCAGCUUUUCAGCAAUGAUACUUCAGCCUAGAUGUAUCAUCUGUCAUCACAGCUCCUAUUACUACACUGUGCAACUCAAAAGAUGUGAAAAUAUUUCUAAAGCAACUAAGAUGUGUGUGGGUACAUUGUGUGUGUGUGUGUGUGUGUGUGUGUGUGUGUGUGUGUGUGUGUGUGUGUGUGUGUGUGUGUGUGUGUGUGUGUAUGUGUGUGUGAGAGAGAAAGAGAGGAGCAAGUUGUUUAUACAUGUAUAAGGUCACACCGGACUAAUUGCUCUUAAUGACACUGUGAUACUUUGUAAGAAAAAUAUAAUUGUAACAGUGUUGCUGCAGUAACGCAUUCUAGCAGUUUUAGAGAUGCUUAGAGCAUCAGAUGGUGUCAAGCUAAAUUAUUCCGCCACCUGACUAUAUUCCUUCAUGCUCUAUCUUACGAGAUCAGGACUGUCCUUUUUUUGGAAGGGACAUCUCUGAAGGAACGAACAUCUCUGCCUGUUUUAAGUUGUUGUUAAGAUUUUGUAACUUUGCUUUGUGAUCAUAGCUAAUGAGGGCUUAAGCGGUGGUAUCAAAACUGUUUGCCAAAGAGCUACAAAAUGUGGUUAUACUGCUUAGGGGUUCCAUGAGGCUGAGCAGUGCAGCUGGGCUGGGCAUAUGUGAAAACAUCAUCACAGAAAUACAAGAAAAGUGCUGGUGAGCUAAAGAUUACCUAAAAGCUUUAGUAGUUUCUGGGUCAAUCUUCCCUGUCUUGUGGUCAGUGAAGAAGAGUCCAUAGCAAAGAUAACAUCCUUGGUCAUAGUAUUAUUCCCUGCUUAACGUCUACUUCAGACAUCAGUUCACUGACAGAGACAGGGUAGGAUAUCUUGCUUUCACGACCUAUAGAAACAAGUUUUGCUACAUUAGCAGAAAAUGAAAAGUAUUACUGUAAGGAUGGAAACAGGAAAUGCCAGUCAGUCAAGAGACUGGAAACAGGAAAUGCCAUUUUCAGACAGAGAACUGGAACUGAUCAUGCUGUUCCUACUUCUUAAGCGCCUUCAUCUGCUUAACGUUGGCUGAAAUAAACAUUUCUUAAGCUCAGCAUCAUUUCACAUGCCCCCUGAUUAUUAUUAUUAUUAUUAUUUUUUUUCUUUGCAUUACAACAACUUUUAUUAUUAUUUUUUCUUUGUAUUACAACAACUUAAGAAGUGUUCCCUUUGUCCUUGUACCAUAUUUAUUGUUAUCACCUGCCACAUUAGUCACUCACUGCAAAUAUACCCUUAUUAUCAAGCCAGGGCUGCCUAAUAGAUAUUAAAGGCAGAAGACUAUAUUAUGAUGCUAAAACCCACUGGAGAUUGCUGUCUGAAGAGGACAGCUUAUGCUAGACAAAGUCUGAUUACACUUUCACCUUAGAUGAGGGACAGCAUACAAUAAACCACCUACAAAUGAGUCAGUACAUGGUGCCAACUCCUUGUCUGUGUCAGAGGUCCACCCAGCAUGGAUCACUUGUCCUGCCCUCCCUCAUGGAAUAAAAGCUAUCACUGCAUGGUCUGUGGUUUCAUACCCAGUGACCUCCCUGAUACUGAAUUUAUUCCUAAAGCAGGGUCAUGAACAAUGCAACUGCAAAAUCCAAUUGCUGACUCAGUUGACCAGGUAGCCUGACAACUUUUAUAGCAGUCUUUCAGGUGGUUGUUAAUUCUGAGGUCAUUAAGGGGCAGUCAGAAGGAAAAAAAAUCUAAACGUGUCUCAGCCUUCAAUACUGACAGUUUGGGGCUUAGUGCUCAUUACAUUUAAUAUGCUAUUGAUUAGCAGCUGCUCUCAGGACUUGCUACUAGAUGAAAGUGUGCUGAUCCGCAGGAUGAUGUAGACAAAGUGCAUGCUUUUAUUUCUUAUUACAGUGGGUUCAGUGGGUGCCCUCCAAAUACUGCUUUUACAUCCUUGCACCUCAUCUGUUCAGGGCAGCUCUCCUUUUCGGUUCCUUCAGAAAGCCUGUUUGAUUUUUUUUGCCCAGUGGGAAUAAUAGUGUUUUUAUACAUUUACUGAUGCUCUUAAUCACCUCAUACCUGUAAUUCUGCUAUUGUUAUACAGCUGACAUUCAUACAGCCUAUGUCACCUCCACUAGAAAGUGAGACUUACAAAGUUUGCUUUUAACUUGUAAAGGUCUGACAUUGUUAGGUGCAAUAAGAAGGUAUACUACUAGGACAGGGACUUAACUUGAGUAUAUCUGCUGUUUUAUUCAUCUCCUAGAUGGACAUAAUUGUGAAUGCAGUCUGUAUUUCAUUAAUGACACUACAUAUUAAUGACAGAGAUGUUUUUUGGAGAAGGGCUCCUGCAAGCUCCCAACAUUAUUUGCUUGACAAGUACACAUUACCAGCUGAAUAAGGAUGGGAGGGCAUUUUUCUGAUAUUCAUCUCCUCCAUGAUAAGUAAGUGAGGUAUAUUAGUUGUAUUUUAGAAAAUGAGCAGAUGAAAAUGCAGUAAUUGUGCAUCCUAACAAUAAUGCUGUCUCCUAUGCUAGGUAGGACAGGGCAGCAAUAUCAUUUAGUUUUCCCUUGCUCUAUCUCCAUAUCAUGGAAAUCCCCCAUUUCAUGAUAAUAUGGCAGUUCAUAAUUUUUUUUUAACUGAAACUUUUUUUGUGCAACUCAUUCAUUUAACAUCUGGACUUAAGACGCAGGCAGCCUCCCCUCCUAAAGUUUUCAAAUUUCAUAGGGAGUGAAUUACCUUAGCUUUCUCCUGUUACAUGUCAUACCUUUACAAGAGUUUUUUUACAUAAGAACCAUAUUAAUGCUAUUCAUUAUUUUUGUGAAAAGUGUAACUAUUUCUGAUGGGAGAAAACAACAAAGUGUAAGCACAUCUCAGUUCUGAAGCAAGUUAGGAAUAUCAGGUGAAGCAUUCGUGAGUAAUAAGCUACAGUAGUAUGUGCUUAAAGAUGUUAAUGUUGAAUCUAAACAUUAAAAUGGUAGAAUGCUUAA
Molecule: messenger RNA, 4868 nt
Organism: Protopterus annectens (West African lungfish)
Lineage: Eukaryota; Metazoa; Chordata; Ceratodontiformes; Protopteridae
Gene: SLC43A1
Product: solute carrier family 43 member 1
Exons: 15
Coding region: 232-1962 (576 amino acids)
Biological process (GO): transmembrane transport; neutral amino acid transport
Molecular function (GO): L-amino acid transmembrane transporter activity; neutral L-amino acid transmembrane transporter activity
Source: RefSeq, a predicted model, not a curated record